AUGUCGAUUCCCGAGAAGUUCACCGGCUUCCAGGUCAACAGUGCCGAGACCUGGCAAGACUUCAAGAAGCAGGAGUUUGACCCCAAGCCGUUUGGUGACUACGACGUCGAUAUUAAGAUUGAGUGCUGCGGUGUUUGUGCCAGUGAUGUUCACACCAUCAAGGGUGACUGGGGUGCUCAGCCCUAUCCUCUGGCGGUUGGUCACGAAAUCGUCGGAAAGGCUUUGAGAGUCGGCUCCAAGGUCACCAAGAUCAAGGAGGGCUCGCGCGUUGGUGUUGGAGCUCAAUCCUACGCCUGCCUCGAGUGCCGUCAGUGCAAGAACGACAACGAGACAUACUGCAAGCACCAGCUCGACACCUACGGCUCUACAUUCCCCGACUCCGGCGCCAUCUCCCAGGGCGGAUACUCCUCCCACGUCCGCACACACGAGCACUGGGUUUUCCCCAUCCCCGAAGCCCUCCCCAGCACCAUCGCUGCUCCUAUGCUCUGCGCUGGCCUGACAGCUUACAGCCCUCUGAUCAGAAACGGAUGUGGCCCUGGCAAGAAGGUCGGCAUUGUCGGCAUUGGCGGCAUCGGUCACUUUGGUGUCAUGUUCGCCAAGGCUCUGGGUGCUGAGGUCUGGGCCAUUUCCCGUUCGCGAUCCAAGGAGGCGGACUCUUUGAAGAUGGGUGCCGAUGGCUACCUGGCGAGCGGCGAGAAGGGUUGGAACGAGCCCCACAAGAUGACUUUCGACCUCAUUCUUAACACGGCCAACUCAUUCGAGGGCUUCGACCUCUCUGCCUACCUUAGCCUUCUCGACGUCCACGGCAAGUGGGUGUCUGUCGGUCUCCCCGGUGGUGGUGGCAUCACUGUUCGCAACCAGGACUUCCUCCCCAACGGCUGCUUCAUUGGCAGCUCCCACUUGGGUAGCAGACGCGAGACGCUGGAGAUGUUGCAGCUUGCUGCCGACAAGGGCAUCAAGACAUGGGUGCAGGAGGUUCCCAUCAGCGCCGAUGGUUUAAGGUCGGCGAUGAACGGCAUUGAGGAUUCCAGUGUCCGCUACAGAUACUGCCUGACCAACUAUGAGGAGGCAUUUGGCCAGUAG
Molecule: messenger RNA, 1083 nt
Organism: Colletotrichum abscissum
Lineage: Eukaryota; Fungi; Ascomycota; Sordariomycetes; Glomerellales; Glomerellaceae
Product: alcohol dehydrogenase GroES-like domain-containing protein
Exons: 3
Coding region: 1-1083 (360 amino acids)
Biological process (GO): alcohol metabolic process
Molecular function (GO): zinc ion binding; alcohol dehydrogenase (NADP+) activity
Source: RefSeq, a predicted model, not a curated record